AUGCACGUGGUGGUAGCGGGAGACGUGGCCAAUUUCCCGCCCGAGUCCUACUCGACGCCCACGCGCGCUGUGGCCCUCGCAGACUACUUGUCCCGCAUGUUCGUGCGCGCGGCCAAGGCGGCGGGGGAUGACCAGCGGGUGGAGAGCGGGGGAUGGCAAGGGAAGAAGGGCGGGGAGAUCACGAUGGAGGCACCCGGUCAGCACGUCCUGGCGCGCACGAACGUGAUCAUCGACGUCCGCGGCGGUGGAGGGGUAGAGGCGCGCUUCACGGUGGCGUUGCCGGCGCGCGGCCGAAGCAUCGAAGGCCUCUGGUGCUCCAAGAUCCUUCUAGAACGUCUCCCCGACCUGGUGGCCCGCUCCCUCCUCUUCUCCUCCCUGGACGCUGCCCACCUCCGGGCCCACAUCCUCUCCGUGGAGGACCAGGAAGUCCUCCGCUCCCUCCUCCCAUCGGCGGGCCUCGUCGGCUUUAUUCGGAACGGCGCCCUCUUGCCCCGGAAGUCCGGCCACGUGGACCUGCCCAUGGACGCCGCCACCGCCCUCCCCUUCCAGUCGCCCCAUACCCUGGAGCGAGAGGUGACGCUGCCCAAUGCGGGGAGGGUGAAAGGCAUGGGCAUACCCAAGGGCAUCACCCUCAUCGUCGGCGGGGGCUUCCAUGGGAAAAGCACGCUCCUGCAAGCACUGGAGUUAGGCAUCCACAACCACAUCCCCGGGGACGGGCGGGAAUUCGUGUGCGUGGACCCCAGCGCUGUCAAAGUGAGGGCCGAAGAUGGCCGGGCGGUCACGGAGGUGAACAUCACGCCGUUCAUCGACAACCUGCCCUUCGGGAAGCGCACCGACAGCUUUUGCACCGCGGACGCCUCGGGCUCCACCUCCCAGGCUGCCAGCAUCAUCGAAGCCCUCGAGGUCGGCGCCCAGGUGCUCCUGAUGGACGAGGACACGUGUGCCACCAACUUCAUGAUUCGCGACCUUAGGAUGCAGCUCCUUGUCUCCAAGGACAAAGAGCCCAUUACUCCCUUUCUCGCCAAG
Messenger RNA from Nannochloropsis gaditana CCMP526, 1026 nucleotides. Its product is annotated as abc transporter atpase. The transcript has 4 exons. The record is from RefSeq and is a predicted model, not a curated record. The annotation marks the transcript as partial.